Messenger RNA from Boleophthalmus pectinirostris (great blue-spotted mudskipper), 936 nucleotides. RefSeq names its product olfactory receptor 11A1-like. Gene Ontology annotation, biological process: G protein-coupled receptor signaling pathway. The transcript has a single exon. The record is from RefSeq and is a predicted model, not a curated record. Gene Ontology annotation, cellular component: membrane. Bases 1 to 936 code for a protein of 311 amino acids. Gene Ontology annotation, molecular function: olfactory receptor activity; G protein-coupled receptor activity. Lineage: Eukaryota; Metazoa; Chordata; Actinopteri; Gobiiformes; Gobiidae.
AUGCCUGGGCCUCUGAACUCCACUUAUCCGUAUUACUUCAUAUUGUCGGCGUAUGUUGAUGUUGGUGAGGUCAGGUACCUGUUAUUCCUGAUCAUUCUUUCUUUGUUUUUGUGUAUCAUCGGCGCCAACUCACUGCUCGUGUACGUGAUUUGCAUAAACCGAAGUCUGCACGAGCCCUUGUACAUUUUCCUCUGCAGUUUGUUUGUGAAUGACGUGUACGGCAGCAGUGCAGUGUUCCCGCUGCUUUUAACUCAGAUUCUAUCGGACAUCCACCGAGUUCCUGUGUCUUUAUGCCUCCUGCAAAACUUCUGCCUCUUCUCCUAUGGGGCCAUUGAGCUGUUGAUCCUCGCUGUCAUGUCGUAUGACCGCUAUCUUGCCAUAUGCUGCCCUCUAGAGUACCAAGCCCGCAUGACGCCCAGCAGAAUUUCAUUUCUUCUCGCAUUGACUUGGGUUUCCCCAUGUAUUUUUUGCAUAAUCAUGACGUCUUUAAGUGCCACUUUACACCUUUGCAAUAACGUCAUUCAAAAAGUAUACUGUGAUAAUCAUUCCUUUACAAAGUCGGCUUGCUCUGACACUUCGCUCAUCAAUGCCUGGGGCCUCUUAAUUACAUCUCUGUUUGUCUUUGUGCCAUUAAGUGUCAUCUUGUACUCGUAUGUGCUCAUUUUAAAGGUGUGUUUCUCCGGCUCGGCUCAGACGCGACAAAAGGCCGUGAGCACGUGCGGUCCUCACAUUGCGUCACUGUUGAACUUCUCCUUCGGGGCGUUUUUUGAGAUCCUUCAGAGUCGCUUUGACAUGAGCGGUGUGCCCAACAUGCUGAGGGUCAUUCUGUCGUUGUACUGGUUAACGUGCCAGCCACUGUUUAACCCCCUGCUGUACGGCCUCAACAUGUCCAAGAUCCGGAUCAUUUGUAAAAGUCUUUUCUUAAGUCAUUUUUAA